GAAAGAAUUCUGUUGAACUCCAUGGUUCAUUGGCAUUGCUGCUUGGUCUUUCCUUCCUUCCUUUGCGGACAUGGCGAGUCCCGGCGACAACGAGCACCAGUCGAAGAACCGGAAAAAGAAGGCGGCGAUCGGGAAGGAAAUAGGCGGGAGGUGGCCGCUUAUCAAGCCGAAGAAGGAUCUCCAGAUCAACCGCCUCAAGGGCACCAAUUUGUUCACGAUAGCAAACUUCUUCAGUAGCAUUGAGUCAAAGGCCUACGUGGAAGCUGCAGAAUCUUUUGGCUUUAUUCACCAAGGAAGCCAGGGUCCAGCUAAAGGCGAAGCUUUUAGGGAUAAUGAUCGCAUGUCAGUUACUGAUCCUUUACUCGCUGAAAUCAUUUGGCAAUCAGGCUUGAAAAGAGUGUUUGAUGAUAUCAAGCUCCAGGGGAAGGUUGCCGUCGGUCUGAAUCCAAAUAUACGUUUUUACAGAUAUACAGUGGGGCAAAGGUUUGGUCGGCAUAUCGACGAGAGCGUUGAUCUCGGAGGAGGGCAAACAACCCAAUAUACCCUACUAAUAUAUCUUACCGGAAAGAGCAGCAAUAAGGAUAAAUCCCUGCAAUCUUUGGUUGGAGGUGAAACUGUUUUCUAUGAUCAAGGAAGAGGGAUUGUUGCAGAGGUUGCUCCAGUAGAAGGAAUGGCACUUCUCCACAUCCACGGACACAAGUGCAUGCUCCAUGAAGCUCGUACCGUAAUGAAAAACACAAAAUAUGUAUUGCGCUCGGAUGUGGUCUUCGCUUGACGAGUUUGAUUUGCCUUUCUUCCUCUACUGCAACAAAUCCGUGUCAUGUUUUCAUUGUAGAAUCCGGAUUAGGUAAGCCAUGCGACUUUUGAGAUCAUUGAGGCUUCUUGACGUGUAGCUAACUCCUUCAUAACAAGGAGCAAUCGAAGAAAAGAAUGACAAUUAUUUUUGAUACCGUAAGUAUUUUUCCAUCCCCUCAAGUUAUUUGACAUCAUA
This is a messenger RNA of Zingiber officinale, 991 nucleotides long. RefSeq lists its product as uncharacterized. Bases 71 to 775 code for a protein of 234 amino acids. Gene Ontology annotation, molecular function: procollagen-proline 4-dioxygenase activity; iron ion binding; L-ascorbic acid binding. Gene Ontology annotation, cellular component: endoplasmic reticulum. The record is from RefSeq and is a predicted model, not a curated record. NCBI's taxonomy places the organism in Eukaryota, Viridiplantae, Streptophyta, Magnoliopsida, Zingiberales, Zingiberaceae. Gene Ontology annotation, biological process: peptidyl-proline hydroxylation to 4-hydroxy-L-proline. The transcript is spliced from 4 exons.